Molecule: messenger RNA, 1491 nt
Organism: Closterium sp. Naga37s-1
Lineage: Eukaryota; Viridiplantae; Streptophyta; Zygnematophyceae; Desmidiales; Closteriaceae
Source: the annotation of a GenBank genome assembly
AUGCCAGCCAGUCAUAAGCUACUGCCGAUGCCAGCGCAACUGAUGCAGCGCAGCAUGCCAGCACAUCUGAACAGUGCGCCUUGUCCUAGCUGUGAAGGGCGCGCCGCGCGUCGUCCACAUACACGCUGCAUAGCCACCCACAUCCUUUCUUUUCUCGGACGCUACCCUCGCACGACCCAACCCAGGGGUGAGCCCGCCAAGGCUCCGGGCCAGCCCGCCAAGGCUCCGGGCCAGCCCGCCAAGGCUCCGGGCCAGGCCGCCAAGGCUUCGGGCCAGCCUGACAAGGCUCCUGCAGUCUCUGCCGACACUGCUGGUGGUCCCGAAGGCUCCGGUGACGGUGGCCAUCUCCCUGCUUUUAUCGAAACUAUCGAUAAUUGUGUCGCUGUCGUAGCGGACAAGGAACUCGCCGCUGAAAAAGAAAAGGCUGAUGCCAGCCCGAUGGAGUUGAUAAUGUCACGCGCUAAAGGUCGGGUGUACGCUACUAAGGCCGCAGCUUAUGACGAGGAAGAGCGCGACGAACCCUUGGUGAACGACGAGCUGGUAGCCAAGGCGGGUACUCAAAAGGCGAUCGCGGAUGCAUAUUGCAAGGAGAACGCGCGUAGGGCGGGAGAAUUGAAGGACUGCCUCGUGCUUAUCACGCACCUUGCUAAGAAGGCCUCGGAAGUUGACGCCGGCGCUCUCACCUGGGAGGUGUACACCAAGAAGUCUUGCGAUGAGUUUCUGUUCAACCGAGAGAUGCUCAAUCUCUCUCCCGAUUCUGAUGACAUGCUGAAGUCGCUCAUAAGGCAUUCGGGCCACACGCCAGACUCACCCGAAGGCUUGAAAGUGGCUGCGAUUGCGAUGUCGCAAGGCAAGCUGAGGCAUGCCUGUGUGCGUUUCAAUGAUCGCAUCGGUAAGAUCUACCGACUUACCCGCAUCCACGCGUUGACUAACGAGCCCUGUGUCUUCAUGGGUGAGAAGCGUAGCCUGAAGGGCCUGAUUAUUUUCUACGAGCCCAAGGGUUUCCCUAGCAAGUGCAAAGUCUAUGUCACCAGGAACGAUUCCAAGUUUUUCGGAUUACCCUGGCAUGUCCUUAACGGAGUCCCAUUUUCCACCGACGGUUUUAUUCUAUGUGCUGCUCUGUGGGACUCUGAGUGGGACGGGUCCCUCCCGAUUGCCUUGUUUCAUGAGCAGCUUCUUGUGCUGCUUGCAGUGGUGCGUUCCAAAUUGCGCAAUCCCCGCUGCAACAAGGCCCAGUUCACGCGUUCCGGGGAUCCUGGAGCUCUCGCCAGGCAGGCACGGGUGGUGCAGCGUUGGAUCAACGCCAGCCAAGUUAAGCGCGAGGGAGAGUGCAUUGGCAUCGGGAAGCUAUGCAUCGUCGGUUGGACCGACAUUUCUGAAGAGGAGCUCGCUGGGGAUGAGCUUGGGGAUCUGUCCCCUGAUGAUCUUGUCCCGACCAGCGCUCAUCGCAGGGGUUAUGAUCCGAACCAGGUGCAGGUAGAACUGUUUUAG